GGCAUUUGUCCAUAAAUGAUUGGGAGAUCAGGUUCUGUUUAUGAUCAAAUGAGUUGUUUAUUAUCAUCUUUGUUAAAAAGUCAGCUAUUGCAUGGAUGGAAUGUGAGCAUAUGGUUCCAGAUUGGAUUGCAGCAUUUCAAACUAUUGGAACACCAUGGUGAUUCCAGACUCAGAUUUAUUUGCCACCACAAACAACAAAACCCAAGCUGGAGUUGAUGUCUAUACAGCUGAGGAGCAUCUCCAUGAGCUUCAGUUUUUGGUGACCGGAGAUCCUAAAAUCUUGAUCAAAAAGGACAGCCUGCAAAAGGAGAAGCAGAUUCGGGUUGAUCCUAUAUCGCUGAGAGAAUCAUCGCUGAGACAAGCUAGCUUUGAUAUAUUGAUGCCGCCUAUAGUUACGGCCCGAAACUCUCCACCACCUCUGCUGCCUGCAAAUCCUAGGUUCGUUAGCUGCAGUCUCCCCACCUCAGCCUCCUCGUCCCCACGAUUCAGUUUGAAUCAUUUGAAGAAGAAAUGGAGAAACGAAGACCAAGAAUCUUCCCAAAAAAUCGAUCUCCUUGCUCAUCAGCGCUCAUCCGCACAUUCGGUGCAACAGGUAAUCAAUUUACAGAGGAGUCGAUCUUGUGCUGAAGGAAAAGCUUGUGAACCAUCUGAUGAAUUUGAUCUCUGGUUCAGUAAACCAAAUGCUACCAAGCAUGACAACAACAGGCAUCAUGAAAGCUUCAACAAAACUGAGAGGUCCGAGACCAGGAAAGUUAUUCACAAGAGUGGUAAGAACAUUCAGCAUCAGGAUGAUGAAUUUAAAUGCGGUGCCCUUUGUCUGUACCUCCCAGGUUUUGGCAAGGGAAAGCCAGUGAGAACAAGAAAGGUAGGACCAGAGAUGGAAAAUGUGAUAUCCAGGACAGUUUCCUUGGAAAAAUUUGAAUGUGGAUCCUGGGCUUCCUCAGCUAUACAUGAUGAAGAUGGAGACUCGACGAAUCUAUACUUUGAUCUGCCACUUGAGUUGAUUCAGAGUAGCGCGAAUGAUGCACAUUCACCAGUCACUGCAGCUUUCAUCUUCAACAAGGAUCGCAGAGGGGCUCUCAAGCAUGGUUCAACCAGAGAAACUGCCAGAAAAUCCCAUGAAUCCUCUCGCCAUGUUCGGUUUUCACCAUCAUCUCCAACUUCAAACCCUGCCUCACCAGCUUCUUGCAUUACCCCACGCUUGCGCAAGGCAAGAGAGGACUUCAAUGCCUUUCUACAAGCACAGAGUGCAUAAACCAUUGCAUUGUUCCUAUUUAGGGCAUUGAUACUGGAUCAGCAUUUUUUCACUUUUGAUUCAAGCUGUUCUGUGACUGUUGAGUUUUUGUUGUUCUAUUUUCAUGUCUUCCUUCAGGGGACAUUCCUUUGGUGCAA
Messenger RNA from Tripterygium wilfordii, 1392 nucleotides. RefSeq lists its product as uncharacterized. Bases 155 to 1255 code for a protein of 366 amino acids. Gene Ontology annotation, cellular component: chloroplast thylakoid membrane. The transcript is spliced from 2 exons. The record is from RefSeq and is a predicted model, not a curated record. Gene Ontology annotation, biological process: response to photooxidative stress; photosystem I assembly. Lineage: Eukaryota; Viridiplantae; Streptophyta; Magnoliopsida; Celastrales; Celastraceae.